Messenger RNA from Prunus avium (sweet cherry), 816 nucleotides. Lineage: Eukaryota; Viridiplantae; Streptophyta; Magnoliopsida; Rosales; Rosaceae. The record is from RefSeq and is a predicted model, not a curated record.
AUGAGUGUAGUUCUUUGCAUUUGUGAAUCCCUCUUCAAUUUCUCUUCAAUUGAGACAUGGACUGGAAGUAACUACAAGAAAUGGAAGCAAGAUGUGGAGAUUGUUCUUGGGUUCAUGGACUUGGAUUUAGCUCUACGGGAGGAUGAACCUGCAGCUCUUACAAAUGAAAGCAGUGAUGCACAUAGAAGGCAACAUGAAAAACAGCAUAAGGCUAACAGGAUGUCUCUUCUCAUUAUGAAGAGGGCUAUGACAGAAACAGUGAGAGGUGGUAUUCCGAGCAAUGAUAAGGAAAAAGCUUUCCUAGAGGUUAUUGGUGAGAAAUUCAAGGAGUCAAAGAAGGCUGAGAUGAGAAGUUUGAUGAAUGCCCUCACCAUUAUGAGAUAUGAUGGUGAAAGUAGUGCCAGGGAGUACAUUAUGAAACUCAUUGACAUUGCCAAUAAGCUCAAGGAUCUGGAAGUAACCAUCUAUGACCCUUUCCUCAUGCAUGUAGCUCUUAAUUCACUACCACCAAAGUUUGGACAACUGAAAGUUUCUUACAACACGCAAAAGGAGAAUUGGGAUCUUAAUGAGUUGAUCUCCAUGUGUGUACAAGAGGAGGAUAGACUGAAACGUGAUCAAAUGGAAGUUGUCAACCUUGUGCAUUCGACUUAUGGUAAGAAAAAUGGUGCAUCAGGUACUGGGAGCCAUUUCAUGCUUUUAAGUCUUCAAAUGCUUCUGCCAAAACUGCCCAACCACCACCUAAAGGGUCUCAAAACGUUAAAGUCAACAAAACUGAAAUUUUCAAAUGCUUUGUUUGCAAAAAGUGUUGUGAAUUAA